Stereum hirsutum FP-91666 SS1 is the source of this 645-nucleotide messenger RNA. RefSeq lists its product as uncharacterized. The record is from RefSeq and is a predicted model, not a curated record. Lineage: Eukaryota; Fungi; Basidiomycota; Agaricomycetes; Russulales; Stereaceae. The transcript has 2 exons. The coding region runs from base 1 to 645 and encodes 214 amino acids.
AUGCCCCGCAUCCCCUCGCCACACGUCCUCCCAUGGCCACCCGGCCCCUGUCCGUCCGUGAGCUCCCAGCCGCCAUCGCCGCCGUCGCCAACGCCAGCGUCGACGAUCAAGGCAGUGCACGGGCCACCCACCGCCCAGCGACGAGCAUCCCCAGUCACACUCACUUAUGCACCGGGCCAAUCCAGCGACUCGCAAUCUGCCGUCGUGCUCGAAUCACUCUCAGAUCCUCGGUUCGGUUCGCUCUCUUCCUCCUCCAAUGCCCAUCCACAUCCGUCCACACGCCUCCGUGCCUGGCCUCCCCGAAGCCCCACCGCAGGAGAAAUCUCGCUCGGCACGCCCCGUCCCAUUCAUCCACGUCCUCCAAUCUCGCCGUGGCGCAAAACGCUUCCUCUCACUGCGUCCACAUGCAACCCAUUCGGCAGACCGGUUCUCGUCCUGGCCCGUACAACCACCAUGUUACCAUCCAUCCUCAAUCGUACAUCCUCCUCCGACUCCCACCUUCUGAUUCGUCCCACCCUUGCCUCCUCCCUCAAUCCCAUCUCGUCAUCCCUAGCCUCUAGCUCUCCGAUUGCAUUUCGAAAUACGACUUGGACGCCAUCGCUAUCUCUACCCUGGCUGUGCAUCGAAUCCCAUUCCUCCUCCUAG